Messenger RNA from Saccoglossus kowalevskii, 823 nucleotides. RefSeq lists its product as uncharacterized. The record is from RefSeq and is a predicted model, not a curated record. NCBI's taxonomy places the organism in Eukaryota, Metazoa, Hemichordata, Enteropneusta, Harrimaniidae.
CGGAAAUUUUGGAGCCGGACGCUCCUAGUGCGAGUGAUUACAUCUUUCCUGGCAUUCUCCAUCGCAGAAGUCGACCAACUUUGAGCUGUGAUAUAAAACAAUUCCGCAAAUUUCCGCAGUGAAAUUUAAACAUACAUGUAUCAGAAGCAAGCUAUUACAUGGCCGCAGUUAAUAAGACUUGUUGAAAAUGAUGUUGGAAUUGGCAGAGAAGCAGUACUUCGCAAACUUCCAAAAAUUACUCAUGAACACCUAUACUUGACACCUUCGCUACGCAUGCGUGUGAAACCAGCAGCACAGAGUUGGGACAAGGUCAGAGUUCAAGAAAGCCAGCAUUAUAUCCAUACCGCAGUCCGGACGAUUGGCGUUUUGAGUGGUUGGAGAAAGAGUUUUUGGCAUUUCUUGAUCUGGGAAGCAGAGUGCCUUGCCACCCCUAACUUGACAUUAACUGAGAAAAGAAAGAUGUGCCUAAGCAUUCAAACUUUAGAAGGAUACAGAAUAACUGUUAACUCCUUUCUCAAACUUGGCAAAGAGUUAUUAAACAUUGAUGGUGUGAAGUACUUCUUGACAGAGAAACUUUUCUACCUCCAUGAACGUUCAAGGUAUAGAAGAAGAGAAAUUUUCACUUUUUUCUUGAUUUUUCAAAAAUUGAUAAAACGGUUACUUUAGACCUUGAUACAUCGUCCCAGGUUUACGGAAGAUCGGAAUUGUGAAAUAACGUUGCUCAAAUUAGUGUUUUAAAACGCUAGCAGAAACAACUGCCGUUUCGUGGAUAUUUGCAUAAUGUUUAUCUUUGAACGGGUUUAAAUGAUAACAUCUAAUCUGU